Molecule: messenger RNA, 2148 nt
Organism: Peniophora sp. CBMAI 1063
Lineage: Eukaryota; Fungi; Basidiomycota; Agaricomycetes; Russulales; Peniophoraceae
Source: the annotation of a GenBank genome assembly
AUGGGCACAAUCCCCCCACCCCAGCCUCCUCUCCGCACAGAGAGCGACUUCAUCCGUGUGGAUAUGUCUGCACCUAGAGUCGCAGGCUCUCGGCUUCCGCCCCAAGUGGGAGAAGCAGGCUAUGGACAAUCCGGAACUACUUUCAUCGAUCCGCAGGACAAGUUCUGGUCUCUGUAUCUAUCGGAUGCGGAGAAGUACGACAACUCUCGCUUGGAGAGUUGGAGGGGGGACGCGGAUGGCAUCCUGAUAUUCACUGGCCUAUUCGCAGCCACUGUAGCUACGUUCACCGUCGCGAGCUACAGCAUGUUGUUUCCGGAUCCGAAUGAGCAAACCGCGGCGCUGCUCACGACACUAAUCGCACUGAACGUCAACGGUAGUCAAGCCAUCACGAUCCCGGUGCCACCGGUGUUUCAAGCGUCAACCGCUGCUGUCUGCAUUAACGCGCUUUGGAUCAUCAGUCUCUUCCUGUCACUGGCCUGCGCAUUAGCGGCGACCCUCGUACAGCAAUGGGCACGGCGCUAUGCGCAUCACGUUCAGCAACGCGCGCCGCCUCGAGAUCGCGGCCCCCUCCACGUUGUUCUCUCGAUGGGCCUGCGUCGAUUUGGCAUGAAGCAGGCCGUGGCCGCUAUCAUAUGCACACUACAUCUAUCGGUUGCUCUAUUCUUGGCCGGACUGGGCAUCUACAUGUCCUCUGCGAACGACACGAUCGCGUUCGUCGUCGCAGGCGUGAUGGGCGUUGGAGCCCUGGGCUAUGGUUUUCUCAGCAUCCUACCGCUAGCGUGCACAGAUUCCCCAUACAAGACGCCGUUCACGCCCGUUUUGCGACUCUGCAUCACGCUCGCCUGCAACACCUUCGCCUACUGCUGCGAUCUAGCAGCGACACUCGUUUGGUUCACUUCACGGAAAGGUCAACACGAGCGGCUGACGAGGCGCGCCACCGCUAUCUCGAAGUGGACCGCGACAUUGAAGGGCGAGCGUAUCAAGUACGCCAAAGAUCUCGCGAAAAGGCCCACUACCGCGCGAGAGAAGUUCGCCCUGAAACAGACCAUGAAGGACCUGGACGAAGUGCAUGAGCUCGAGACAUUCUGCGAUGCACUGAUUGUGCUCGUGCAACCCAAUGGGGGAUCGCGUUGGGAUGAAGACCUUACAAUGCGCGUAGAUCUGACGAUCUACCUUCUCGAAGAGCUGCACAUCAAAAAGCGCAUCGCUCAACUUCUUCUCUCCAAGCCCACUCCGGCCGAGCCGAACCCCCGAGGCGUACGCGUUCGGCGCAUCUCCAUCGGCCUCAAACUUGCGAGAGCACUCGUAGCGGCGAUUGCUCAUGCGGAUCACAGGCCGAACCUGGUCAGGACUAUUCAAAAGUGCCUGGGAGACGAAUUGCUCGCUUCAUGGAGGUCUACUGCAGCGAACGAGAAAUACUCUUGCACGGCUUUCCUUGCGCGAUCUUUCCUCUCCACAGUGCGCGUUGACGUCUGUCGACAUUACCUCUUGGCCUCCUCGGCGAAUGGCGCACUGGACGCUGUGGGCCUCGCCGCCAAUCUGUCUCUUGCAGAAGCGCAUGCGCCAGGUAGGGGAGAGAUCAGGCAACAUGUGCGCAGUGCGGCUGCGAAGAGCAUGAUUCAGUCAUACCUAUGUGAAGACUAUGUGCGCUUCCUUCGCGACAUCCUAUCGUUCGAAUCGCGAGACCAUGAUCUUCUCGACAUGUACGCCGGAACUUGGUUCCCGCUUUUCGUGGAUGUUCAUAAUAGCUUGUGUAUGGCGCUGGACGACUUGGACGGCACAUGUCUGGACAUGCUUCAGGCGGUUCUUAUGCAUGUCAAUAUGUGCCACCGACAGGCCGAUGGCACCUUGUUCGAUCGCGAAUACACGAGCAUGCCCAACUAUCCGGGUCUUGAAGUACCUCGCGACGAGUAUCGCGAUUUCUUCUCCAGAUACCCCGAUAUAGCUGGUUUGCUGCAUGAUGUGUGGAGCCGAAUAAAGAACAUACGGUCUGAUGGACUCGGGUUCUACUGUACUUGCUACUACCACCUUCAUCUUCCGGAGCAUGAACCGGAAUCGGCGGAGAACAGUCUCACGACGUCGACGGACUCUGAUGUUACACUUUCACAUCCCAUUACACUUCCUAGCUCCUGUGCUACGUCUUCUUAA